AUGAGCCCAGAAGACACGGCAGCUCUCGUCGCUUCUGAACAGGCGAUGUACGGACCCUUUUUUGGGAGUCUGGGAGUCACUUCAGCCAUGAUAUUCGCGGCUGCUGGCUCUGCCUAUGGAACGGCCAAGUCAGGCACUGGAAUCGCAUCGAUGGCGGUGGCACGACCAGACCUCGUCAUGAAAGCCAUCAUCCCUGUCGUCAUGGCCGGUAUCGUUGCCAUCUAUGGACUCGUCGUCGCUGUCAUCGUAUCCGGCAAAGUGGCUCCUGGUGGAUCACAAUAUACUAUCAACGCUGGAUUUUCGCAAUUUGCUGGUGGUCUCGUGUGUGGUAUUUGCGGACUUGGAGCCGGCUACGCCAUCGGCAUCGCCGGCGAUGCGGGAGUGAGAGCCCUCUCACAACAACCGCGAAUGUUUGUAGGCAUGAUUUUGAUUCUCAUUUUCGCAGAAGUUCUCGGUUUGUACGGUAUGAUUGUCGCUCUUAUUCUUGGUGCUACCUAA
This is a messenger RNA of Caenorhabditis auriculariae, 498 nucleotides long. The record is from the annotation of a GenBank genome assembly. Lineage: Eukaryota; Metazoa; Nematoda; Chromadorea; Rhabditida; Rhabditidae.